AUGGCUCCCUUCUCAGUGGCUGAUCUCAAGAGUCGCGCGAAUGAUGCCAAGAAACGCGUAGGCGAAGGAUAUGCUGCCACAAGGGACAAAUACUCGAGCACGUCCAGCAAGGACCCUGGAUAUAACCCCCCGCGGCCUGGCAGCGGCGGUACACACCCGCCGCCGCCACCACCACCGCCUGCACCUCGAUGUCUACCACACCAGUCGACUCCGUCUAUAGAGCAUGAUGGCAGUGAGAGCGGGAGCGUGGACUGGGCGAACUUAACAGAGCAGGAUAAGGAAGUCUUCUUCGGCUGGUUGGACGAGUUCUUCUCGCGCUAUACUGGCAAACCGGUAAACUCUUUUGCGCCGCCAGGAAACACCAAAGCUCCGAUAGCGCCGAGACCCGUCCACGCUGCUCCUAUAGCGCCUGUCCUUCCUCAUCGUACUACCUCGGACGCUCCUACGCCUGCUUCUCCUACACCUGGCUUUGCUCCCCCCAUGCCUCCCCGCCGAACGUCUUCGCAGAUAUCUUCGGCGCCCCCAAUGCCAUCGCGACAAGUAUCGCAGGUAUCGCCUUCGCCUCGCGACAAUGUACCCCCGCCUCCGAGACGGAAUAUGCCCCCGCCCGCUCCAGCAGGACCUCCAAAGCCCAACUUCUCAACUCGACCCAGUGCACUACCGCGGGGAUCAUCGACUGUGUCAGCCGCGGUACCCGGUGGCGAUCCGACUAUCGACCUACGCAUGACCUUCCCGCCUAUACCGACUCACGGCUCGAACGCCGCUGACAUGGCUCACUACUUCUCCGGUGAAAGACAAUGGGGCCCUGCGGAUAACUGGUACAACUCUUCUUCUCCUAUACCACCCAUGCCACCGGGCGUCCCUCAGAGUCAGACGCGUUGGGCCGCCUCUACGAGUUCUGGAGGCGGGACUGUGACUCUGAGUGCGAGCCUGGUCUUCGCGGAUACGACCGUCUGCUACUACCGCGUGACAUUCCCAUCUGGGCAUCACUCAUCUGGUGACUCUCGCGUUCGUCGCGAGGCCUGGUACACUCUCCGUCCGCCAUCUUUACCAGGCGGCCCACUUGUCGCUGCUCACAGUGCCUACGGCGAGGUCAUUGCAUCAUUCGCGGAGAGUUACGCGGGAACAGGGCAAUACGUCUCUCGUGGGGAAUGCUGGGAUCUAGCUCACGAAGCUCUGGAGGUUGCAAGGAGCCAGUAUCCGGACCAGGCACCUGUACCAAGCAUCUCUCGCUGCCACGGGCACUUGAUCUACUGCGGCCGGCCCGGUGAAGGUCGUUGGCGCGGUGGCGACGGUUGCGUACGCCGAGGAGACGUUGUCGAAUGGCGCACAGUGCGCAUAGAAAGCGGAUAUGGCUGGUCCACAUUGGGUGAUCCGGACCAUACGGCCGUCAUUGUAGAGGACUGUACACCAUUGGUUCCCGUAUCAGAUGGCAGCGCCCUAACACCUGCUGAACUUGGCGCCCUCACUGUUGUCGAGCAGAGCGUAGGCUCCCCGCCCAAGUUGGAGACCUAUACGCUCUCUGGCAUGACACAAGGAGAGAUGUGGAUCUAUCGGCCGAUCUGUAUGCGCGAGUACGUUGGGUUCGAGUUCGAAGUAACACCACCCUCGGGCGCGCCCGUCAUUUCUGUGUAG
Peniophora sp. CBMAI 1063 is the source of this 1635-nucleotide messenger RNA. Lineage: Eukaryota; Fungi; Basidiomycota; Agaricomycetes; Russulales; Peniophoraceae. The record is from the annotation of a GenBank genome assembly.